AUGACGCAGCAUGAGCUGAUACCAUUCCAACGACAAGAUUAUGUCAGUCCAUCGGUGAUCAUCGAGGGUUUCCUGUAUCAUGGCGAUUUGAAACACGCAAUGAACAAAACAUUACUUGAAGAACUCAAUAUUCGACGUAUCAUUAAUGUGUGCGAUUGUCCAUUGGAACAAGACAUUGUCGAUCAACGUCAUGUCUUAUGGAUCAAUUUGGACGACGAUACAUACACCGAUAUUGCCCAACAUUUCGAGACAACAAAUGAAUUCUUGCAGUCCUGUAAAGCGAAAGGUGAAAAAUGUGAAGAAGAUGGUCUUCGCCAUUCUAAUACAGCUGAUAAAGUUAAACGUGUAUCACAAGCAAAACUUGAUAUUAUAGCAGAAUGUCAAUUAAAUGCACCGAAGCCAUAUGAACAUAAAGUACGCGAGCCGCUUGAAACACAUACAGAACCGCUUGCACCUUUUUUUGUUGAAAUACCAGAAAAUACGAGUGCAAAAGAAGGACAAUCGACAUUUGUUGAUAUUGCUGUUGAUGGACAAAUAUUUCCUAUAAUAACUGAAUAUAAAGGAAAAGUUGAAAUAGCUAAAGAUGUUUAG
Molecule: messenger RNA, 591 nt
Organism: Rotaria sp. Silwood2
Lineage: Eukaryota; Metazoa; Rotifera; Eurotatoria; Philodinida; Philodinidae
Source: the annotation of a GenBank genome assembly